This is a messenger RNA of Gadus macrocephalus (Pacific cod), 1857 nucleotides long. Its product is annotated as cholesterol 24-hydroxylase-like. The transcript has 15 exons. Lineage: Eukaryota; Metazoa; Chordata; Actinopteri; Gadiformes; Gadidae. The record is from RefSeq and is a predicted model, not a curated record. Gene Ontology annotation, biological process: cholesterol catabolic process. Bases 72 to 1589 code for a protein of 505 amino acids. Gene Ontology annotation, molecular function: cholesterol 24-hydroxylase activity; iron ion binding; heme binding.
GAAUUUGGAGAGACCUCCUCAUAGCGAGCAGUCAGGAAGAGUUUUCUCACUUCAGUAAAACAUUUGUUAUAAUGGGUGCAUUUUACCUGUUCUCAUACUGGUUCAGUUUUGCGAUAUUGUGUAUACUCCUUCUGAUUGCAUCCGCGUUCCUUGGAUAUUGUUUAUAUGUUAAAUACAUUCACAUGAAAUAUGAUCAUAUCCCUGGGCCACCGAGAGACAGUUUUCUCUUCGGGCAUGCACCAACCAUGAUAGAGGAAACACGAAGUGGGAGAAAUCUCCACGACAAAUUCCUGCAGUGGUCAGAAAUGUACGGGCCAGUGUAUAGGAUAAAUAGCCUUCAUAUGGUUAUUAUUGGUGUGACUUGUCCGGAGGCUACUAAGGAGAUCUUGAUGUCCCCUAAGUACCCAAAAGAUAAACUUUUGUACGCACGGCUCUUUAAUCUUUUUGGAGUGAGGUUCCUUGGGAGUGGCUUGGUUUCCGCUACUAACCACGAGCAGUGGUAUAAACAACGAAGGAUCAUGGACCCGGCCUUCAGCACUCUGUACCUCAGGGGUCUGAUGGGGACCUUCAACGAGAGGGCAGAACACCUCAUGGAUGAACUCACAAAGUUAGCAGACAGCAAAAAAGAAGCAAAGAUGCACCACUUGCUUAGCCGUGUGACCCUAGAUGUCAUCACCAAGGUGGCCUUUGGAAUGGAUUUAGACCUCGUCAACAACGACUCGCCGUUCCCCAAAGCCAUCGAGACUUGUCUGAAAGGCAUGGUCGCCAAUCUCCGAGAUUUAUUCUUUCAGUACAAGCAAAACAACCGACCGUUCAUCAAGGAGGUGAGGGAGGCGUGCCAGUUUCUGCGGACCACAGGAGAAGACUGGAUCUCCAAACGGAGAACUGCCGUCCAAAAUGGCGAAGAUGUACCCAAAGACAUCCUCACUCAGAUCAUCAAAUCAGCUGGACAAGAAGAGGAGAUCACCAAAGAGGAUGAGGACUUAAUGUUGGACAACUUUGUGACGUUUCUCAUCGCGGGGCAGGAAACAACAGCCAGUCAGCUGGCGUUCUGCAUCACCGAACUAGCAAGGAACCCUGACGUCAUGGAAAAAGCGCAGAAAGAGGUGGAUUCUGUCCUUGGAAUGAAGCAGGAGAUUAGCUAUGAUGAUUUGGGAGAGCUGACCUACCUCGGACAGGUACUGAAGGAGACGCUGAGGUUGUACCCCAGUGCCCCGGGAUUGUCCCGCGAGGUGUCAUCAGACAUUACCAUCGCUGGUUAUGACAUACCUGGAGGAACUAUACAAAUGUUUGACACCUAUGUUUGUGGGCGGAUGGAUAAAUUCUUCAAGGACCCACUGACGUUUGAUCCAGACCGGUUUCAUCCAGACGCAACAAAGCCUUACUACUGUUACUUCCCCUUCGCUCUUGGAGCACGCUCCUGUCUGGGACAGAAGUUUGCACAGAUGGAGGCUAAGGUGGUGAUGGCCAAGCUGCUUCAGAGGUUUGAUUUCAGCCUGGUGCCAGGACAGUCCUUUGACAUCUUGGACACGGGAACCUUGAGGCCAAAGAGUGGGGUCGUUUGCAACAUUAAACACAGGGAUCAGUAGGGGAAGUAUGGGAGUGCAGUGGCCUGGGCGUAUGACUCUCAGCCCAAAAGGUGGCGGGUUUGAGUGAAUAAAAUAAAUAAUAAUAAUGAUAAUCUCUGACGAUUUGAUUGGCUGACCGGCCUGAUUGUAAUUAUAACACAAUCAGUUUCCUUGUAAUAUAUAUCGGUUGAAAAUACAAAUAUGCAAUCAUAAUUAGCGUGCACAUUGUUAUUGCAAUUCUUCUGACAAAGAGAUGGUUCAUUUGUUCAAUGAUUAAUAAAGCAAUAUU